AUGACCGACAAGCUAUGCUGGUUCCGAAAUGUUGCUCCGGGAGAGAACAUGGCGUUCAUCCCCGACGAUAAUCUGACCCUCUGCAACGUAGCUAUGAGAAAGUGUAAUGAUCCAUUCACAAGAACCACACUAUAUCUCGCUCGAGGGAGUAGUUCCGAAGAUUCAGUGGCACUAGGUACCCUAUCAGUGCAGACGUUAGAAAGAAUGUCAGUGGAUAUAAAGCUUGCGAAGGGUGUGCAAAAAAGGGCUCGCAUGGACGACGGCGAGAAUGGGAGAAGUAAACGAGAAAAGGUUGAUGAGGUCGGCACAAGCAGGAAGGUUAAAGAUUCGAAUCAAAGGUCGGAAGGGAAGAACAGGGAUCCUCGAGAAGGGCCAGGUUUGGCGGGUUUGAAAAGCGCCGGUCCAGCAGCAAACUCUGACAAGAAUCCCUCUGCUCGAGGCUGUAUUUCUAUCGCUUUCCGGAGAGUGGAAGCUGGGUGGAUUCGAAGUAAUUCGAAGGACGAUGCUGCUGUUCUCUAUCACUUCCGCUUCGCUUGGGUUUCGUGCGGCGGCGCAAGUAGGGUUUCUUCGAGUAUUUCCGCGGCGCUAGCGGAACAGUUGGCAGAGGAAGUUGCUGCUGAGGAUCGAGUCGAAGUAUCGGAUCCGUGGGGAGAUGACCACCGGAUGGAUGUCAAUGCUAAUGAAGCUUCAGGGUGGUCUGAUCUAGGGGUACCGCUGCUUUCUCGCGGUGUUCAUCUUCGAGCGUUGCUUCCCGGGUGUCUCUUGCCCCCACCACAACAUCUGAACCUGCUCUGGGUAUCUACCCAAGCGUUGCCGGGUGUACCCAUACACCGCUGA
This is a messenger RNA of Lentinula edodes (shiitake mushroom), 837 nucleotides long. RefSeq lists its product as uncharacterized. The record is from RefSeq and is a predicted model, not a curated record. Lineage: Eukaryota; Fungi; Basidiomycota; Agaricomycetes; Agaricales; Omphalotaceae. The coding region runs from base 1 to 837 and encodes 278 amino acids. The transcript is spliced from 8 exons.